Saprolegnia diclina VS20 is the source of this 840-nucleotide messenger RNA. RefSeq lists its product as hypothetical. The transcript has 8 exons. Lineage: Eukaryota; Oomycota; Saprolegniomycetes; Saprolegniales; Saprolegniaceae. The record is from RefSeq and is a predicted model, not a curated record. The coding region runs from base 1 to 840 and encodes 279 amino acids.
AUGGAGACCAUGUUCCCGAUGCCUGUCGCCCGGUGCAAACAAAAGCCGGGGCCCGCCGUCGCGCAGCAGCAGUAUGCGCCGUUUCGCAUGACGUACAUGGACAAGAAGGCGUACAUUGAUCCUUUUGAGAUGGCGCGCGGACCUGGCUACCUCGAGAGCCCGCUCGUGGUCACAAAACGACCCAUUACACUCUACAAAGUCGAGCGCGCCAAAGGCUUCAACCCAACGCUGCCGGUCCACGCCGACGCCAUGUACGACGUCGACCACGGCAUUGCGUACGAGACCACACACAAGGGCAACGCGGUCGCGCUCAAGUCGGCGUCGCCGCGGUUCCCCGAGACUCGCGACCGCGCGCCAGGGCCAGGAAGCUACCACUGCGAAGAGUUCCAUGGCGCAUUCCCCAUUCUUCUCCACGUGGUCACACCACGGGACGCCAAGCAAGCGCAGCAUGAGAAGAAGGACGCGCUCAAGCACAUGAUGGGCGUCAUCCCGGUCCAGGAGACACCGACCCCGAAGCGGUCGAUUCGAAAGUCGGCGCCCUCAGCGUCAACGGACGAGCGCAAGACGGAACUUUAUAUGCACACACUGCAGGAUGUGGCCAUCACCUCGUCGAGUGAUGAUGCUGCGUGUACAUCGUCUCCGCUCGUGGCGCGACUCACGCCUCGCAACGCCUACAACGGCGCGUACUUGGCCCAAGCACCGUCGCCGACGCUGUGGGUGCAACCACCACCAACGUGCCACCGACCAACGCCACAGACAGUAGCAGUCUCACCACCCAAGAGUGGACGAAAGCAUCGACAGCGACAGUCCCCGCGGGUGUUUGUGCGUCUGACCCCGUGA